GCCAAUGGUUAAGCCCUGCAGCCAGUCCCCUUUCCUCCAAAUCCCUCCUUCUUUUCUCUUUCUUUUCCCCCUUCUCUCUUUUUUUCCCAACAGAGGGCUGAGAAAUCCCAAAGCGAAAGGUUCCCACCACUUCGGCCUUUUCCAGAUCUGCGGAAAUUCUUCUUUGCAGCAGACUCGACAAGAUGGAAGUGUCGAGGCCUCCGAAGAGUGAUCUCACCACUUUAGGAGGCAACGGCCCAAUCUCUCACCACUCGAAGUUGGGCUGAGGUUUGGCUGCGAUGUGGGACAACUCAAGCACCACUGGUGCCCACUUGGGCUCCUGCUUCCGCUCAACGAAUGCCACGGAGGAGCCCCCGGCCCCCAUCGCCUCGCCGUGGUUCUCAGCCAUCUUCGGCGCCAUCGGCUUGGGCUCCAACCUCUUCGCCCUGUGUGUCUUGGUAUCCUCCUCCCGCAAAAGGCACAGCCGCUCCCGCUCCUCCUUCCUGGUCUUCCUCUGCGGCUUGGUGGUCACUGACUUCCUAGGCCUCCUGCUCACCUUCUCCAUCGUGGUGCCAUACCACUUCAUCCGCUUCGACUGGCGGCGACUUGAUCCUGGAUGCCACCUCUGCAGUUUCAUGGGCCUGGUGAUGGUCUUCUUCGGGCAGUGCCCGCUCCUCCUCGGGGCCACCAUGGCCGGCGAGCGCUUCGUGGGCAUCAACCGGCCCUUCUCCCGUUCCACCAGCAUGUCCAAGCACCGGGCCUGGUCCCUGGUGGGCAUUGUCUGGGCAGUGGGCUUCCUUUUGGGCCUCUUGCCCAUCUUCGGCCUUGGCGACUACAGCCUACAGUAUCCCAACUCUUGGUGCUUCCUGACACUGGUCCACGAUGCCAAGAAUGUGGCCUUCAACCUGAUUUUUGCCCUCCUGGGCCUCUUCUGCGUCGGCCUCUCCUUCCUCCUCAACACCGUCAGCGUGGUAACCCUCUGCCGUGUCUACCAUGAUUCCGAGGCCAUCCAGCGCCGCCGGGAUAGUGAGGUGGAGAUGAUGGCCCAACUGGUGGGCAUCAUGGUCAUUGCCAGUGCCUGCUGGCUCCCAUUGCUGAUCCUCAUUGUCCAGACGGCACUCCAGGGCCCAGCGCCCGGCGUGGCCCCACACCAGAUCCCUCGUGCCACAGAGGAACUGCUCCUGAUCUACCUGCGUGUGGCCACUUGGAACCAGAUCCUGGACCCAUGGGUCUACAUCCUCUUCCGGCGGGCCGUCCUGCGCCGCAUCUACCCCAGCUUCAAACCCAGGCCCUCCAUCGUCUCCUUGUACCCCGUGAUCAAUCCUUCCCUCCGCCGGAAAUUCACCCAGGAGUCUGUGCUCCAGUAAGAGAGAGAGAGAAGAAAGUGGCUGCAUUGAGAGCUAAUGGUUACACAUUGCUUUGCAAUGGCAGCCGCAACCGGGAGGAGAGAAUCAUUGCAUCAUUGCGCCACCACGUUGUCCAUCUCUAAAAUAGCAUGAGCGCUUUCAACCCUGUCGAGUCUCAGAAGAGUAGAGAAAUGAGUACCACACACUCUCAGUUAACAGCAACUCUCAAAGUAAAAUAAUGUUAAAUUAA
This is a messenger RNA of Anolis sagrei ordinatus, 1575 nucleotides long. RefSeq names its product thromboxane A2 receptor (gene TBXA2R). Gene Ontology annotation, cellular component: plasma membrane. Gene Ontology annotation, molecular function: thromboxane receptor activity. NCBI's taxonomy places the organism in Eukaryota, Metazoa, Chordata, Lepidosauria, Squamata, Anolidae. The record is from RefSeq and is a predicted model, not a curated record. Gene Ontology annotation, biological process: positive regulation of vasoconstriction; adenylate cyclase-activating G protein-coupled receptor signaling pathway; positive regulation of blood pressure.